GACGGGGCGGGGCGGGGCGAGGCUGGCGGCCUCCCGGGCCUGGCUGAGGCGCUGCGGCCGGGUCCCUCUCCACCUGCCGGGCCGAGCGCACGGGCCAUGGGCUGAGCCCCGCUGAGCCCGCCGGGCCGGCCAUGGGCGACCGCGAGCCCAACAAGAAGCGGCUGCUGGAGCUGCUGCGGGCGCCGGACACAGGCAACGCGUACUGCGCCGACUGCGGGGCUGCAGAUCCCGACUGGGCCUCUUACAAGCUGGGGAUCUUCAUCUGUCUCAACUGCUGCGGUGUCCACCGUAACUUCCCUGACAUCAGCAGAGUUAAAUCCGUGCGUCUUGACUUCUGGGACGACAGUAUUGUGGAGUUUAUGACCCACAAUGGGAACCUCCGUGUGAAGGCCAAGUUCGAAGCCAGAGUCCCAGCUUUCUACUACAUCCCCCAGGCCAACGACUGCCUGGUCUUAAAGGAACAAUGGAUUCGAGCUAAGUAUGAGAGACGGGAAUUUAUGGCUGACGGGGAAACCAUCUCACUCCCAGGUAACCGAGAAGGAUUCCUGUGGAAGCGAGGAAGGGACAACUCACAGUUUCUGAGAAGGAGGUUUGUACUUCUGGCAAGAGAAGGCCUCCUGAAGUACUACACAAAAGAAGGGGGUAAAAACCCCAAAGCUGUCAUCAGCAUUAAGGACUUGAAUGCCACCUUCCAGACAGAGAAGAUAGGGCACCCCCACGGGCUGCAGAUCACCUACAGGAGAGAUGGCCACAUCAGGAACCUGUUUGUGUAUCAUGAAAGUGGGAAGGAGAUAGUGGACUGGUUCAAUGCCCUGCGUGCAGCCCGUCUGCAGUAUCUAAAAUUGGCUUUUCCUGAACUCCCGGAGUCUGAGCUCGUGCCAUUCCUCACCAGGAACUACCUCAAACAAGGCUUCAUGGAAAAGACUGGGCCAAAGCAGAGAGAACCUUUCAAGAAAAGGUGGUUCACCCUGGAUUGCCAUGAGCGGAGGCUGCUCUAUUACAAGAACCCCCUGGAUGCCUUCGAGCAGGGCCAGGUUUUUCUGGGGAACAAGGAGCAGGGAUAUGAAGUCUAUGAAGACCUGCCCAAGGGCAUCCGAGGAAAUCGCUGGAAAGCCGGACUCACCAUUGUCACCCCAGAGCGGAGAUAUGUCCUCACUUGCCCCAACGAGAAGGAGCAGCAGGAAUGGCUGGAAAGUUUGCGGGGUGUCCUGUCCAGCCCCUUGACGCUCCUCAACCGCCUCAGUAAGAAGCAGGAACUGAAGGGUGUUCUUUUGGCCAAGGGCAGAGGGCAGAAAGGUGCUUUUUCACUUACGUUCAGCUGUGAUGCCACAAAAGAUUCCUGAUUCCUGACUAUGCUCUUUUCACUGUCUUCUCUUCCUGAGAAAGAAAAGCACAGACAUACCAUUAUUGCCAAAAAGUCUACUCUGUCCACCCUGGGUUCCCGUAACAGAGCCCUUCCCCAGGAGCUUUUAGAGGAGUUUGGCCCUGGCAGAACCCCCGGGUACCGUCUGUACCCCUCGCAGUGUGGGGGCUGAGCAGCUUCUCUUUCCCUCCACCCUCCUCUAUGCUGAUCCUUUUUCUCGUGAGAAAACCCUGGCCUGUUAUUAUUAGCUAAGGUCACACCCGCUGGGCAGCUCCUGGGAUUUUUGGAUUCCUCCCCACUCCAGAGGGAAGGCUAUUUCUAGUGGCUUCUUUUCUCCGAGUCCUCCCUUCUGUCUGCCUGUCUCCUGCUCCUCUUUACCAGUAGGCCUUCCUCAGUGCUGACAGCCCUGUGAAAAAGGAGGAGACAUGCCGAGCUCCGGCAGGAAACUGCUGGCCCAGGGCCUGGCUUCUGGGGCACAAAGGAGAAUUUCUGUGUUUGGAAAAGUACAGACUGAGCAGGUGACCCCCGCACAGCCCCCUGGGGGAAACACUUGUGCCCUUUGAGUCUGACCGAUAUAAACACAGACUCUCUUGACUGUCCCACAAAGGCCAAAGCCAGAGAACCUCAGAAAGGGACUUGCAAAUUGUGAGUGAGGCAUAUCAGCUGGUGCUUUCUUUUCUCUGUGGGCUGCCAUUUAUGAGUCUCUUGGUUUCUCUCUGUCUCUGUCCCUCCACUUUUCUCUCCUUUGCUGGUGUGUGCAUCCCCUCUGAUGCCCUGGCCCUUACCCUUUCAUUCUGUUUUUUAUUCAGAGGCUCCCUCUGUCUUCGUGUUAUUUUUUUUUAAUUUUCUUUUUUCGAGACGGGAUCUUGCACUGUCACCCAGGCUGAAGUGCAGUGGUGCGAUCUCAGCUCACUGCAAUCUCCUCUUCCUGGGCUCCGGCAA
Cercocebus atys (sooty mangabey) is the source of this 2305-nucleotide messenger RNA. RefSeq names its product ArfGAP with dual PH domains 2 (gene ADAP2). Lineage: Eukaryota; Metazoa; Chordata; Mammalia; Primates; Cercopithecidae. The record is from RefSeq and is a predicted model, not a curated record. The coding region runs from base 132 to 1343 and encodes 403 amino acids. Gene Ontology annotation, molecular function: GTPase activator activity; phosphatidylinositol bisphosphate binding. Gene Ontology annotation, cellular component: plasma membrane; intracellular membrane-bounded organelle. The transcript is spliced from 10 exons. Gene Ontology annotation, biological process: positive regulation of GTPase activity.